Messenger RNA from Lacerta agilis (Sand lizard), 957 nucleotides. RefSeq names its product olfactory receptor 5V1-like. The coding region runs from base 1 to 957 and encodes 318 amino acids. The transcript has a single exon. Gene Ontology annotation, biological process: G protein-coupled receptor signaling pathway. Lineage: Eukaryota; Metazoa; Chordata; Lepidosauria; Squamata; Lacertidae. The record is from RefSeq and is a predicted model, not a curated record. Gene Ontology annotation, cellular component: membrane. Gene Ontology annotation, molecular function: olfactory receptor activity; G protein-coupled receptor activity.
AUGGCCCCUGAGCAAAUGGAAAACCAAACCUUUGUAGACGAAUUUAUUUUCCUGGGCUUUACAAACCACCCCAGCCUCUAUGUUCUGUUCUUUUUAGUAUUCCUAGUCAUCUACACGGUAACUCUAGCGGGAAAUGCUCUGAUACUUGCCCUGAUCAGAACAGAUCUGACCCUUCAUAGCCCUAUGUAUUACUUCCUGAGCAACUUGUCGUUCCUAGACAUUUGCUAUAUCUCUGCCACAGUCCCUGUUAUGCUGGCUAACUUCUUCCGAGCAAAGAAAACCAUAUCAUAUGCGGGAUGCAUUGUCCAGCUGUUCUCCCUCAUUACCUGCGCAGGGACAGAAUGUGUGCUGUUGGCUGUCAUGGCGUACGACCGAUACGUGGCUAUCUGUAGCCCCUUGCAUUAUUCCAGCAUCAUGAGCAAGGGGGCUUGCACCAAGAUGGCAGUGUUCUCCUGGGUGUGCGGCUUGACAAACUCACUGGUGCACACCCUCCUGACAUCGUCCUUAACCAUCUGCAAGUCCAACGAGCUCAGCCACUUCUUCUGCGAUGUCCCCUUGCUUUUGAAGCUCUCUUGCUCAGACACUUCUGUGAAUGAAGCUGUGCUCCACCUAGCCAGUGCGUUGAUAGGGCUCAGCCCCUGCCUCUUUACUCUGGUUUCCUACAUCCGCAUCAUCUGUGCUAUCCUGAAGAUCAACUCCACUGUGGGCAGAGUGAAGGCCUUCUCCACCUGCGCUUCGCACCUCAUUGUGGUCGUGAUAUUCUACGGCACAUCCAACUUCAACUACAACAGGCCAAGUUCAGGGUACUCCCUGGAUGUAGAUACUUUGGUUUCCUCGCUGUAUUGCAUUGUAACACCCAUGUUGAAUCCAAUUAUUUACAGUCUAAGGAAUAAAGAGGUAAAGGCUGGUUUGAUGAGAAUGGGCAAGAAAUAUUUCUCUUCCUCAGCUAGGACCUGA